CAAUCCGGGAAACUGGUGAGCUGUAGGGAGAGGAAAUGGUGCCAGUCCCUAGAUGCAAAGUCCUCCCUGGAGGACAGAAGGGAGCAGAAAUCUGAGGACCAGGAUGAGCUGCAUUACCAGGAUACUGACUCGGAUGUGCCGGAGCAGCGGGACGGCAGGUGCAAAGUCAAGUGGACACCAGAAGAGGAUGAACAGCUGAAGAUGUUAGUAAGACACUACGGGCAGAAUGACUGGAAGUUCCUGGCCAGUCACUUUCCUAACCGCAGCGAUCAGCAGUGUCAGUACCGGUGGUUGAGAGUGUUGAAUCCAGACUUGGUUAAGGGCCCUUGGACCAAAGAGGAGGACCAAAAGGUAAUUGAACUGGUUAAAAAAUACGGCACAAAACAGUGGACCCUGAUAGCCAAGCACCUGAAAGGGCGAUUAGGGAAGCAAUGCCGGGAACGCUGGCAUAACCACCUGAACCCUGAGGUGAAGAAGUCCUCAUGGACAGAGGAAGAGGAUCGCAUCAUUUUUGAGGCCCACCAGGUCCUGGGGAAUCGUUGGGCGGAGAUUGCCAAGCUGCUGCCUGGGAGGACCGAUAAUGCUGUAAAGAAUCACUGGAACUCCACCAUCAAGCGAAAGGUGGACACAGGAGGCUUCCUCAAUGAAACCAAGGAGUCCAAGUCACUGUACUUGCUUGUGGAGGUGGAUGACAAGGAGAGCCAAAGUCGAACGAGAGCUGGGAGCCAGAACGUCCUGCCGAACUGGCCAGUCGAUGUAUCUGAAAUAAAGGAAGAGGAUGUCAGUGAUGAGGAAGUGACGGGUGUACAGGAGUUACCCUCAGAGCUGCCAGCUGCUGAACUGGCAGAGCAUAACGCUGAGGGGACCCCAGAUGAUGCAGUGCCUGAGGAUGCCUCUUCAUUUGUCACAUCACCAUACAAAUGGGUUGUCGAAGCUGCCAACUAUUUGUACCCAACAUCUGUGCCAGCCCUCAAUGAAGCUCUGGACAUGAUUGAAUCCGACCCAGAUGGGUGGUGCGAUCUGACCCAGUUUGACCUGCCUGAGGAACCCUCUGCCGGCAGCAGCAGUAGUAGCAACAGCCCGGUGAGGCAAACCCCCAGCAAGCCAACACCGUCCCUACCCAACGUGACCGAGUACCGCCUGGAUGGCCACACCAUCUCCGACCUGAGCAAAAGCAGCAAGGGGGAACUCAUCCCCAUCUCUCCACACGCAGAGGUGAGCUUUGGCACACCACCCUCUGUGCUGAAGAGGCAGAAGAAGAGGAAGAUCUCUCUCUCCCCCGUCACGGAGAACGCCACCAGCACCAGUCUUUCCUUCCUUGACUCAUGCAACAGCAUGACGCCCAAGAGCACCCCCGUCAAGACACUGCCCUUCUCUCCAUCUCAGUUCUUAAACUUUUGGACCAAACAGGAUACACUAGAACUGGAGAACCCAUCUUUGACCUCCACACCUGUGUGCAGUCAGAAGGUGAUUGUCACAACCCCUCUGCACAGGGACAAGACCCCUCUGCUCCAGAAGAACUCAGCAUUUGUCACACCAGAUCAGAAGUAUGUGGUGGACAACACUCCUCACACCCCGACGCCUUUCAAAAAUGCCCUGGAGAAAUAUGGACCAAUUAGGCCUCUGCCCCAGACUCCUCACCUGGAAGAAGACUUGAAAGAGGUGCUCCGAAGUGAAGCUGGCAUCGAACUUAUCAUAGAGGAUGAUGUGAAGCCUGAGAAACAGAAGAGGAAACAAGGGUUGCGCAGGAGUCCCAUCAAGAAGGUCCGGAAGUCUCUGGCCCUGGAUAUUGUGGAUGAAGAUAUGACACAAAAUAUGCCUGCCCUCCCCAAGACCAUCGGUUUCAAAAGGGCCCAGCCUGUGAAUUUCCUGUCGAGGUCCCUGAACCUUUCCUCCUCGAGCAGGAAGAAUGACAGCGGUUUGCUCAACAGAGCCUUUGUGCAAGUGCAGCCAGAAAAAAUGUCCUGCAGGAAAAUGCCGAGCCAUUUCAGACCACCAGCACCGAUGACCAGGGCUUGGAAGGCGGUAGCCUGUGGUGGAACCCGAGACCAACUCUUCAUGCAGGAGAAAGCUCGACAGUUUUUGGGCAUGUUGAAACAGAGUCACACAUCAAGGACCUUAAUCUUAUCAUGAAGGAUUGUUCUGCUUUUUUUAUUUUAUAUUUUAAAAUUUUUUUAUAAGUGGAGGGGAGGGGGAACCACAGGAAAAAAUAUCCUCUGCCAGGCCUUAGUGUUUGGGGGUGGAUAUUUUUCCUUCUGUUUCCAGGUAGAUCUAUAUUGUAACAAGUUGGGAUAACUGCUGGCUAA
Cariama cristata (Red-legged seriema) is the source of this 2306-nucleotide messenger RNA. RefSeq names its product v-myb avian myeloblastosis viral oncogene homolog-like 2 (gene MYBL2). Lineage: Eukaryota; Metazoa; Chordata; Aves; Cariamiformes; Cariamidae. The record is from RefSeq and is a predicted model, not a curated record. The annotation marks the transcript as partial. Gene Ontology annotation, molecular function: DNA-binding transcription factor activity, RNA polymerase II-specific; RNA polymerase II cis-regulatory region sequence-specific DNA binding. Gene Ontology annotation, biological process: regulation of DNA-templated transcription. The transcript is spliced from 14 exons. Gene Ontology annotation, cellular component: nucleus.